Cannabis sativa is the source of this 2392-nucleotide messenger RNA. RefSeq names its product two-pore potassium channel 3. Lineage: Eukaryota; Viridiplantae; Streptophyta; Magnoliopsida; Rosales; Cannabaceae. The coding region runs from base 613 to 1905 and encodes 430 amino acids. Gene Ontology annotation, biological process: potassium ion transmembrane transport; stabilization of membrane potential. The transcript is spliced from 2 exons. Gene Ontology annotation, molecular function: potassium ion leak channel activity. The record is from RefSeq and is a predicted model, not a curated record. Gene Ontology annotation, cellular component: plant-type vacuole membrane.
AAUUAUCUGAACUUUAUUUUCGGUGCAGUAAACUAUUUAGAAUCAGAAUUAUUUAAAAAUUUACAAAUGAUUCUAAAUAGCUACAAUAUGUGAAACAAAUUACACUAAAAAAUUCUCUCAAAUACUAAAAACAGAUAAAAAAUCUACCGAAACAAACACAAAAUAAUAGUAAGGACUAAAACUAAACCCAACAUGGAAGGUUUGGAUAAGGUAUUAAUUACCUAUUGUAUAAUCAAAUUCAAAACCCCACGCGCUUCAAAUGCGCGUGAUCUAGGAUAUUCCUAAAGAACAGCCGAAUCUAAAUUUUCACGAACAUAUAAGAACCAUACAAAAUAAUCAUCUGAUUCUCCAAACCCAAAAAUAAACCAAAGUUUUCUCCUUUACCAUGAUUUUAGCCCACAUUCGAUUCAAUCAUACCAUAACACUAAUCAAUCAACACAUUUGAUUCAAUCACUCUCUCUUUCUUUCUCAGACCUCUCGGCUAGUCGGUUGAAAACCGAUAAAGAUUCAAUCUUUAAGCCAUUUCUUUCAAAUUCUGAUAAUCACAUUGACCAUUGAAGAAAAGGGGUGUUAGUAAAAAUCCUUACUUUUUGAUUUUUCCGGCAUACCCAGAUGGAGAAAGAGCCAUUGUUGCCUUAUGUGAGGAGGUGGCCACCACCACCACCACCACCACCGCUGACCCAUUUAUGUACUCUCCCUGAAAACAAUGAAAUCCAUCUCCCAUUAACCCCUUCUGAGCUUAAAGACCGUUUAAUCUUUGGUCCACCUUCUUCUCCACAAGAAUCAUCCCCAAUACUUGAUGCUUUAAACCUUUCCUUAAACUCAUCAAAAACCUCUCCUUCUUCUUCUUCCACAACUCUCUCUCUUGACCCAACUAGCCCACCUUCAUCUUCUUGGCUUGUAGACCCAAAUUACCCAUCUUGGAACAAAACCAAUCUUCAUAGAUCAAGAACAGCACCAGCUAUGGCUGUCAUAAAUGACAACAAUCACCACCCUGUAGUUUCCAAGCCUCAAUUUGGUACCCCAUCUAUUGUAAGACAAGGUUUCAUUCUUCUAUUAGUGUAUUUAUCUUUUGGGGUUUUGAUUUACUCUUUGAAUAAGGAAAAAUUUGUGGCUAAAGAAACUCACCCUGUUGUGGAUGCUUUGUACUUUUGUAUUGUAACAAUGUGUACAAUUGGUUAUGGUGAUAUCACUCCUAAUAGUACUGCAACUAAGCUUUUUUCUGUUCUUUUUGUGUUGGUUGGUUUUGGUUUUGUUGAUAUUUUGCUUAGUGGGAUGGUUAGUUAUGUUCUUGAUUUACAAGAGGGUUAUUUACUUAAAAGUGUUAAGGGUGUUAAAGGUGUUGGUGAGAAGAAAAAAGAGAAUGCUAGAUCAUAUAUAAUUGAUUUCAAGAAAGGGAGAAUGAGGAUUAGAAUGAAAGUUGCUUUAGCAUUAGGUGUUGUUGUUCUUUGUAUUGGUUUAGGAGUUGGUGUUAUGCAUUUUGUGGAGAAACUUGGGUGGUUGGAUUCUUUUUAUCUUUCAGUUAUGUCAGUUACUACUGUUGGGUAUGGAGAUAGGGCAUUCAACUCAAUGACUGGUCGAAUUUUCGCCUCGGUUUGGUUGCUUGUCUCGACGCUCGCCGUUGCUAGAGCUUUUCUUUAUUUGGCUGAAGCAAGAGUGGAUAAAAGACAUAGGAGAAUGGCAAAGUGGAUUCUUGGUCAAGACAUGACUAUCUCUGAGUUUCUUGCUGCUGAUAUUGACAACAAUGGUUUUGUUAGUAAAUCAGAAUUUGUCAUAUACAAACUGAAGGAAAUGGGGAAGAUAUCAGAGAAAGAUAUCUUGUUGAUCUGCAACAAGUUUGAUAUGCUCGAUACCGGAAACUGCGGAAAGAUUACUCUUGCAGAUCUCAUGGACAGUCAUCACUAAUCACUACUAACAUUUUUUUUCUUUCUUUCUUUCAAAUUUAUGUUUUGUUUCCUAUCCAUCAAGCUCGUUUUCGUCUGCGAAAUUUGAGGUUUAUGAAAGAAAAUUGCCACGUGAUCAUCGGGUGAUUGCAGCAUGAUCAGAAUAAACAAUUGAUGAAAGUGUUUUUUCUGAUUGGGGAUUUUGUACAAAGUUUUGACUUUAUAGAUCGCGUUUUUGAAUCUAACUUAAGUGGUUGGAUGCGUGAAUGAGUGACUAACUAUUUCGUUAUAGCGUAGUCGAAUAAGAAGAAAAGAAAAUUAGUUCAUUUAUCAUUUCUUGAGUAUAAAAAUUACAUUUUGAAUUGAACAGAUGAAUUUUUUUUCAUAAGAAUUGUUAAAAAUUAAUCUUCCUAUCCCAUUCUUGUCAAUGUAAAUGUAAAUUUCAAGUUCUCAAUAUAUGUGUAUGUAAAUAUAUGUUUGUUAUAAUCAUUACUAUAUGUUUUCCCAAA